Messenger RNA from Dujonia railenensis, 1044 nucleotides. NCBI's taxonomy places the organism in Eukaryota, Fungi, Ascomycota, Pichiomycetes, Serinales, Debaryomycetaceae. The record is from the annotation of a GenBank genome assembly.
AUGUCCGACUUAAAUUCAGUACUUUUAAUAGGUGGAGCAGGAUUUCUUGGCCUCCACUUGAUCGAACAGUUCUAUAAACUUGCGCCAAAUACUCAAAUUCAUGUCUUUGAUGUUCGUCCGUUACCGGAAAAAUUAUCCAAGUACUUUACGUUCCCAACUGAGAAAAUAACAUUCCACCAAGGAGAUUUAACUUCUGAGGAUGAUGUUUCCAAAGCAAUCAGACUUUCGAAAUGUGAUGUAAUUGUACACUCAGCGCUGCCAAUGCAUGGGUUACCGCAAGCCAUUUAUGAGAAAGUUAACGUGCAAGGUACUAUAAACUUGAUCAAGGUUGCGAAGCAAGAGAAAGUCAAAGCUCUUGUCUAUACUUCUUCGGCUGGUGUCAUCUUUAAUGGACAAGAUAUCCAUAAUGCCAAUGAAACGUGGCCAUACCCAGAAGUACAUAUGGAUGGUUACAAUGAGACCAAGGCCAUUGCUGAGACUGCUGUCAUGGAAGCUAAUACGAAUGACUUUUUGACUGUUUGCUUAAGACCAGCCGGGAUUUUUGGACCUGGUGAUCGUCAAUUGGUUCCUGGAUUACGAGCCGCUGCUAAACUAGGACAGUCAAAGUUCCAACUUGGUGAUAAUAACAAUUUAUUUGAUUGGACUUAUGUUGGAAAUGUGGCCGAUUCGCACGUCUUAGCUGCCCAAAAGAUCUUGAGUCCAGAAUUAGCACCUAAAUUAGCCGGUGAAACCUUUUUCAUAACUAACGAUGCUCCUACAUAUUUUUGGACUUUAGCUCGUACUGUUUGGAAGGCUGAUGGUCAUAUUGACUCUUACAACAUUGUAUUACCUAAACCGGUUGCGUACGUUGCUGGUUAUUUAUCGCAAUUCUUUUCAAAACUCUUGAAGAAGGAACCUGGACUUACUCCAUUUAGAGUUAAAGUGGUCUGUGCUACUCGUUACCAUGAUAUAUCCAAGGCAAGGGAACUUUUAGGUUAUAAACCAGCAGUUGAUCUUGAAACAGGUAUUAAUUAUACAUUAGAGUGGAUGAACGAAACAAGUUAA